CGUCGCUGCUUCCUGCGGGCCUGAAUCCCUCUUCAACCUUCUGUUUCUGGAGGGGCACCUUCAACCAGCUCCGCACCGGCAGCGGCUUCCUUUAGUUACUAAAGAAUCAGUGGAAAUACCACACUUGUACACAGACACCAUGUCCUUCCUCACAGUCAGCAGGUUAGCGCCUAAACUCCUCAACUCAAAGAAUGCCGCCUUCCUUCUGGCUGCCAGAAAUGCCAGCGCAUCAACAACAAAUCUGAAGGAUGUUCUGGCCGACCUCAUCCCCAAAGAACAGACCCGCAUCAAGAACUUCAAGCAGCAGUACGGCAAGACCAACAUAGGCCAGAUCAACGUCGACAUGGUGUACGGAGGCAUGCGGGGGAUGAAGGGUCUGGUGUACGAGACCUCCGUUCUGGAUCCUGAUGAGGGCAUCCGUUUCCGUGGCUACAGCAUCCCCGAGUGUCAGGGUCUGCUGCCUAAAGCCCCGGGAGGAGAGGAGCCGCUGCCUGAGGGUCUGUUCUGGCUGCUGGUCACAGGACAGGUGCCCACCGAGGAGCAGGUGACCUGGGUCUCCAAAGAGUGGGCCAAGAGAGCCGCCCUCCCCUCCCACGUGGUCACCAUGCUGGACAACUUCCCCACGAACCUGCACCCCAUGUCCCAGUUCAGCGCCGCCAUCACGGCUCUGAACAGCGAGAGCAGCUUCGCCCGCGCCUACUCCGAGGGGGUGCACAAGUCCAAGUACUGGGAGUUUGCCUACGAGGACUCCAUGGACUUGAUCGCCAAGCUGCCCUGCAUCGCAGCCAAGAUCUACCGGAACCUGUACCGGGAGGGCAGCAGCAUCGGAGCCAUCGACUCCAACCUGGACUGGUCCCACAACUUCACCAACAUGCUGGGAUACAGUGACGCAGAGUUCAUCGAGCUCAUGAGGCUCUACCUCACCAUACACAGUGACCAUGAAGGCGGGAACGUCAGCGCUCACACCAGCCACCUGGUGGGCAGUGCUCUGUCCGACCCCUACCUGUCCUUCAGUGCCGCCAUGAACGGCCUCGCCGGACCCCUGCACGGCCUCGCCAACCAGGAGGUGCUGGUGUGGCUGACGGCGCUGCAGAAGGAGCUGGGAGGAGAGGUUUCUGACGAGAAGAUGAGGGAUUACAUCUGGAACACACUGAAGUCUGGACGGGUCGUCCCCGGUUACGGGCACGCCGUCCUGAGGAAGACGGACCCCCGCUACACCUGCCAGCGGGAGUUUGCUCUGAAGCACCUCCCCAACGACCCGCUGUUCAAGAUGGUGGCUCAGCUCUACAAGAUCGUCCCCAACGUGCUGCUGGAGCAGGGCAAGGCCAAGAACCCCUGGCCCAACGUGGACGCCCACAGCGGGGUGCUGCUGCAGUAUUAUGGGAUGACGGAGAUGAACUACUACACGGUGCUGUUCGGCGUGUCCCGGGCCCUCGGUGUUCUCGCCCAGCUGGUUUGGAGCCGGGCGCUCGGCUUCCCUCUGGAGCGUCCCAAGUCCAUGAGCACGGACGGACUGAUGACUCUGGUGGGGGCCGCCAAGUCCGGCUGAACACCUGGAUAAAGGUGGAGGAGGGGGGAGGGGUUAGGGUCAGGGCGGGAGGAGGAGGGGGGGAGGAAACAUCCAGGGAUUUAAAGAGACAGUACGCUUUUAAUCCUCUAAAGAAGGGCCCCUUACACACGUGUACACUCGCUUUGACCCCCCCCCCCCCUGCUGAGACGACCAGGCGGGUACAUCAAAGGGAAUUAUGGGAUGUAAUAAAUCAUGUCCCCCUGCUAGCUGAAUACCUUCCAUUAUGCAAAGUCCCCCCCCCCCCCACGUGCCUCACUCCCGCUAACGAACACUCCAGUUUAGAGUCGGUCAUAGAAAAGUACUGCUUCUUUAGAUCCCGGACACCCCCCCCCCCCCCCCCCCCCCCCCUGCGCUGGUAGUUUGUUUUCUUUUAUUGAUGACCUGAGUCGCCUCUAUGAUCAAAAUGACUGCUUUUUAUGGGCUGUGCUCGAGCGGGGGGGGGGAUAAUGUACAGUAAUAAAGAGGAGAGGGUGUAAUUGGCAGUAAAUCCUUUAAGAGCAAGCUUGAAUUGUGAAGUGUGAUGGGAUGGGGGGGGUCUUUAUUUGUGUGUUUGUGUUGAUCCCCGCAGCGGAGCGCUUUAAACUACUACUCCAGACUAAGCACUUGCUUGAUUGGACUCCCUAAUUAGUGGCGUUAGAUGAAACCAGGAUGAUUGUGCCCCCCUUUUUACAGUUAUUUUUGUUGGUGUUGAAUUUGUAUGAAACUAAUCUCUGGGUUCUCAUUCGGUGGGUUUAUUUAUACUUUGUGUACAUAGGUAUAUAUAUGUAUAGCUUGGAUGUAUGAGCUCGUAAUAACCACAAUGAUUCCCGUAGCGUCCCCACGGCGUCGUGUAGAAGCGUCGAACAAACAGGAGGCUGCAGCUAUGUAAAUACACGACUCCUCGCCGGUGCGUUCAGGCUCACUGGGAUAAUUCACGCUUGCUCUCAAAGCAGUUUGUCAACACUCCAAGUGUAGUUUAAGGUCGUCAGUUUCUUUGUAGUCAGUAGCUCCCUCCAUGUUUUAACUCUCUUCUUCUUCUGGUUUGUGUCCGGGGUUAUUUUGAUCGUAGAGGUUGUUCGUGUCCGCAGGAUUCGGGAGCGGAGUGUGUGGGGGUUUGGGCAGGAGGGUCAAAAAGGGCAAGAUAAACUCGAGGAAACCUAACAAAAAAAAGAAAAACAAUAAAGGUUUUUAUUAACA
This is a messenger RNA of Eleginops maclovinus (Patagonian blennie), 2746 nucleotides long. RefSeq names its product citrate synthase (gene cs). The transcript has 11 exons. Bases 140 to 1549 code for a protein of 469 amino acids. Gene Ontology annotation, biological process: citrate metabolic process; carbohydrate metabolic process; tricarboxylic acid cycle. NCBI's taxonomy places the organism in Eukaryota, Metazoa, Chordata, Actinopteri, Perciformes, Eleginopidae. Gene Ontology annotation, cellular component: mitochondrial matrix. The record is from RefSeq and is a predicted model, not a curated record.